AAAAUCAGCUGUAAAUUAAAACACAAUUAUGGUUGACGGUUUUCAAAAACCGUGGACACAACGUGUCUACUGUUUAAAUUUGAAACUAUUUCAAUUAUUAUUUAAAAUAAAAAACAGAUUUUUACUAUUUUCAGUUGAAUUAUAUAUAAACAGUUUUAAUACAUAUGAUUCAAUAUUUUUUUUUAUUUAAUAAAGUGAACAAAUAUUAUAAUUAUUAAAAAAAAUUAGUAUAAUGUCUUCAACCGAACCGAGCCUGUUGCAUAUAUCUGUGUUAAGGAAAUAUUUUGGACAUUCAACAUUUCGAUCUAUGCAAUGGGAAAUCAUAUAUUCCAUUUUAGAAGUAAGAUAUCUAGGCUAUACCAUUUACAUAAUAUAUAUAUGUAAAUACACAUUUUUUUCAGGAAAAACGAGAUGCUUGUGUAGUUAUGUCUACAGGUUAUGGAAAAAGUCUUUGUUAUCAAUAUCCAGCAGUUUAUAGCAAAGGCCUAACUAUUGUUGUUUCCCCAUUAAUAUCGUUAAUGAAAGAUCAAGUGCUAUCCUUAGAGGUUUGAUCUUUUUAAUUAAAUAAUGUAAACAUCUAAUACACCAUUGUAUUAUAAUUAUACUAUUGUACACCUACAUUGUUUACACUUUUUUCACUAACCAUCACAGUUCUAUACUACUAUGGUUUAUAAGUUUAGGCUAUUUAAAAAUAUCUAUGUAUGUAUUAUUUGAGAACCUAAAUCAUGUGUAUAAUAGUGAAUAGUAGAAGAAACUGGUAUUGAUAGCAAUUGCUACAAUAUAAUGCUUAAAAAAAAUAUAUAUAUGUUAUGGCAAAAAACAUAAAUUAAUAAAUGAUAUAAUUUCCCGAUGUCAUUUACUAAAAUGAUUCAAUUAUAUAGGUAAAUGUUAUAAAACAAAUGCGUUUUAAACUCAAAUGUACAUAUUUCACUAGUAAAUGACGUAAUUUACCAAGUUUAUUGGUUAAUGAUGAUUAUAGGUUUAUAAUAACUUUUUAUUUAAAUAUUCUUAUUUUUUUUUUUUUAGUAUUCAAUUUGUAGAUUAGUGUACAAUAAAUGAUCUCUACAAGAAUCGCUUGUGUAUGCCUUCUCCUUUGAACCAACUCUUGUGUCUUUAAUUACUUAAUUUAUAUGACUCGUUCUUGACCUUCCUCUCCAUUGUUUCCUUUUAUCAUACUUUCCAGGAUAAUGCUAUAGAGUUCCUCAGGGUAUGACCUAUCAUGCACCUCGACCUUAAAUUGCUUAACAAGGUUUUUUUCUUUUACAAACUUUAACACUUCUUUGAUCAACUUGAUUUCCAUCCAUUUUAUUUCCUAUAUUUUCCUCCAGCACUACAUUACUAAAUUUUCUAAGGUGUUUUCAUAUUUCUUAAUAAGCACCUACGUUUCAUUACCAUACAGUGCUUUGCUCCAUACAUAUAUUUUAAUUAAAUAUUUCCUUGUUUCUAAACCUACAUUCUUAAAUGUUAAUAAUUUAUUCUUAAGUAUAAAUGCCUUCUUUAUUUGAUUUAUCCUGCUUCUUACUUUUUCUGAUCUUCCACCGUUGCUUAUUAUAUGCUUCCUAAAUAUUUAAAUUGUUCCACUUGUUCUAUAUUCUGUUUUCUUUAAAAGAUAUAUUAAUAUUUGGUUUAGUUUGUUUUCUGCAUACUAGUAUUUUUGAGUAAUUUUAUCAUGACAUAAAAAAACCACUGGAAAAUAUUAAUCUUAAUAAAACUUUUUCCAAAAUCACUAUUUAAUAAUUUAAUUUCUGUAUAUUAAAGGGGGCCUCUACCUCCCUAGGAUCGUCAAGUUUCAAGCAACGCUAAUAUGUAUUACAUAUUAUUGGUUAUUCUUUUGGCUACUAGAGACUUAUGGUUGUUUGAAUUAAUGUACUGUUCAAAUGUAUCACAAAUUGUAGUGCGAUUUCUAACAAGGACUGACCACAUAAACACGUCUGUGGCGACAACAUGUAAAAGCAGUAUUAAAAAAUAAUGUAUUUUUAUCAGUGGUGCCACUGUGUCUUUUCUUUAGCAGCAACACGUAAAGUGAUCCGUGUGAAAUAGGCCUUACUAUAAAGAUCAAUCGUUAUUAACAUUCCUCAACCUAGCUGGUAAUUGAUGUCAAUUACCGUGGAAUGAUUACAAUUGCAACAUUUACCAAUUUUUAGGGAAAUUAUGUCUUUUACCACAUUUACAUCUUUCACCGUAACAUAUAUAUAGAUUUAUAUAUUUAUGUAUGUAUUAUAAUAUAUCUAAUGAAAAUACUUUUCAAAUUGAGUUACUUUAUAAAAAUUAACACUACUUGUUACUCAAUUCUAGUUUAUAAAUUAUAUAUGGGUUAUAUUAACUUAAAACGUUCAAGUAGUUAAAUAUUAUAUAGAUAUAUAAUUUUUUAGUUUUAACUAAUUGGUAAAUUUAUUUAUUUAUUAAGACAAAAUAAUCUUGAAUAAUUAUAAUAUUUUUAAACCAUUUUUAUUUAUGUUUUCCAGAUGGCUAAUAUAAAAUCAUGUCUAUUAGGUUCAGCACAAACUUCUAAAGCCGAUGCCUUAAAUAGUCUUUUUUCUGGAGAUGUAAGAGUUUUAUAUAUUACUCCAGAAUGGAUAGCCACUGAAACAGCAAAAACAAUUUUACGUGAUUUACAAACUAAAACAAAUAUAGUAGCAGUUGCUAUUGAUGAAGCUCAUUGUGUCAGUCAGUGGGGUUUUGAUUUCCGAUCUUCUUAUAGGUUAGUUAAUAUACAACCUAUUUAAUAUUUUUCUACAACAUUGUUUAUAAUGAAUUAAAAAUAAACAUUUAUGUUAUAGAAAUUUAGGAAAAUUACGCAACAUAUUACCCAAUGUUCCAAUUAUGGCAUUAACAGCUACUGCUACACCAAAUGUGCGAAAAGAUAUUUGUAACUCAUUGAAUCUUAUGUAUGGAUCAACAUUACAUUUUUGAAUCCAUGACAAUUUUAUUUUAAUUUUUAUCAAUUUACCUUUAGAAAUCCAAAAUAUGUGUGCACUGGAUUUGAUAGAAAAAAUUUAUACUUUGAGGUGUCCAAAAAAACCAGUAGUAUAUUUUAUGACUUAAAUAAAUUAAUGAAAAAAAAUGGAUUAAAAAGGUUUUUUGAAGGAUCAACUAUUAUUUAUUGUCCGACAAAAAAGCAGACUGAAGCAGUUGCACAGGAAUUGAAGUGUUAGUACAUAUUAUUACUAAUUUUAAACUCUAGCUUUUUUAAUAUUAUGAAUAUUGGGACUGCUCCAAUGUAUGAUCUACUGAUAAAUGACUGGUCCAAUACGUGAUUGUUUAUGUAUGCUACUUAAAAUAGUAAUGUACUUACUAUAGUGUUGCUUGUUAUAUUCAUACUACAAAAAUAUUUUUUUAAUCUGAUAAAAAAAUCAUCAAAUAUUUGAUAUAUUAAUAUUGUUUGAUUUAUAAAUUUGUAUUGGGUGGCAUGACCACUACCAUUAUUCUUUAAGUUGGUUUAAUAGUGGAUAUGCACCAUUAACUUUUACAUUAUACAUGGAUUUAACUAACUUCCACAAUAACUAUUGUUUAAGUAUGAGCUCCAGUAUUUGGAUCCACACAAUUUUCAGUAUGAUUUACAGUUUGAUGAAUAAAUCCAUUAUCUUUUAGAGAACUAUAUGCUUGCCACUGAUCACUGUGAAUCGUACCAAUUACUACCUCUCUUUCUAUUAUUGGUAAGAGUGUUUGUCGAUCCCUCUUUUCUACAAUGAAAAAUCAGCUUUCAGUUUUGUUAUUAUUAUAACAUAUAUCAAAUACCCACAAUACCUAUAUUCUAUUUAAAUAAUUUCGUUGGCUAUUUUUUACUGGAGUUUCAUUUUCAUCAUUUGAAGUUUCGUCGCUAUCUUCAUGUGAUUGUAGGUCAUAAUCACCAUAUUUUAAGCGACCACAAUUAUAUUUUUGUUUCCCUCGAAAUAGGAAUUCAUCUUAUCUGUACAAUGUAACCAGGACCUCUCAUUUUUGAUUUUUUUGAAAACUAAUCAAUAACCACAUCACGGCACAGAUUGUACCAGUCAAUUACAGUGGAUUUACUUCUAUCUGUUCAUAAAACUGCAUUAUGUACUGGUAUUAUACCCAAUAUCAGACAAGUUCUAUUAUUUAUGUUAGAGCUAAAUUACUAUGACAUUUACCAUUGAGGUCUGUGUUAGAAAAAAAUGGAUUUCCUAUGCGAAUUGACUGAUAUGUUUGGCAUCCUUUUUUAGCGCAUCUCAUAGUCACAAUUUGUUUAAAAGUACUGUCUGAAUGCCUAUUUUUUAAUGUCUACCACAUUCGGUGCCAUCAAUAUUCUUUUUUGAGCAAACUAAACAAAUUAUUACUUGAAAGGUUUUUAUUUUUUAAAUAUUCAACGCAUUUCAAUUCCUCAAUAAUUAUAUUUCUGUAAAAAUAUCCCAUUGUUGUAGUAGAAUUCAUUUUAAAUUGGUACUAAAAUCGUGAAAAAAGAAAAUCGAAAAAAAUUCACCAAUAAUGAAAUGAUACGGACAAAUGCUUAAUGGUAACUGAAUGUUUAAAUGGUAUUUUAAAAAUACGACACAAGUGUAAACUAUAGGUAUCUGUUAUUGGUAGAUCACACAUUCUACAUACAACACUACAUUGUAGAUAGCCAUUUAUCGGUAGAUUAUACAUUGGACUAGUCCCUAAAUAUUAAUUUAAUUUUAGCCAAUAGGAUUGAAUGUGAGGUUUAUCAUGCUGAUAUACCAUUAAAUAAAAGAAAUGCUGUACAUGAAAAUUUUGUAAAAGAUAAUUUGCAAAUUGUUGUAGCUACAGUAGCUUUUGGAAUGGGAAUUGAUAAACCAGGUAAUUAAUAGAUUUAAUCGGUUAGUUAAAAAAAAUGAGUUUUAUUAAUUUAUUGUUUUUUAUAGAUGUACGACGAGUUAUUCACUAUGGAGCACCUAAAGAUAUUGAAUCAUAUUAUCAAGAAGUUGGUCGAGCAGGACGGGACGGUUUACCAGCAAUGUGCCAUAUAUUUUAUAAUCAAGCUGAUAUCAUGCUUAAUAGACAUAUAAUGCUUUCUAACCUCACUAAUGACACAUACCGUGCACAUAAAGAAAAAAUGGCUAAAGUCAUUGAACAGUAUAUGGAGACUAGAUUGUGUAGGCGGCAGUUACUAUUAUCUUAUUUUGAAGAUGCACCUUCAUCGUUAACUGAAACUGCUAAUAUUAGUAAUAUUCGAAAUGAUUGCUGUGAUAAUUGUACUUAUAAGUAUGAAUUUUAUUUUAAAAUACAAAUUUCAAAUCUGUCUAAUUAAUAAAUUGAUUGUUUUAAAUAUUUUAGCCAAAUGGAUAAUAGUUUAAAACCUGAUAAUAAUAUAGAUCUAACUGAAGAUAUACAAUUAAUUUUAAAAUGUGCACGCGCAUUAGAUGGUCGGUUUGGACUUGUGGCUAUAGUAAAUUUUAUUUGUGGUAAAAAAAAUGACAAAUUCAAUAAAUUUAUGGUGAACAACAAAUUACAUGGAAUAGGAAAGUUUAACACUGAAGCAUUUUGGAAAGCAUUAGGUAAAUAAAUCAGAAUUUAAUAUGCUAAUCAAGUUAAAAUAGAACAGUUAAAUUAUUAAAGUUAUUUUAUGAUUAUUUAGGUAAAUUAUGUUUAAGAGAAAGUUUAUUACAACAAAAACCUUGCAGUUCAUUUCAGCAAGGGAACAAUUUUUCAUUUCCAAUUAGUACAGUUUCAAUUUCAAAUAAAGGACAUGUAUUUUUAGAAAAGUACUAUGAUAUUUUUUAUUACUUGUGUUUAUCAAAUUAAUUUUUUUUUUUUUAGAGGGAAGGAAUCUGGUAUUAAAAUUGACCCAUCAUUGGAUGUGUUGCAAUUAUUUAAAUCAAAGUUAACUGAUAAGUAAUAAAAUACAAUUUUUUAUUUAAUAAAAUACAACUAAAUCACUCAUGUGUAUAUUUAUUCUAGACUUAAAUAUAAUGAUAAAUUGAGUGGUAUUUUAGAUACAAAAACAAAAAAUCCUUAUGAUCCAAUAUUUCAAACAAUGCAAAGUACUCAGUAUAGUUCAAAGCAAAAAAUUGUAAACACAGAAUUGGAAGUAAAUUUUUUAAAUAAUAUGAAUACAUAUACAAACUAAUUUAAUCUAAUGAUUUGUAGAACACAAUAUAUUCAACAUUAGUGAUAUAUAGAACCACAUUAGCUCAACAAUUGGAUUGUAUGCCAUACAUGAUUGCUAGUAAUAAGAUGUUAAUCAAUUUGGCAAAAUUAAAACCUAAAGACAAAUCGGAAUUAAAAAAUAGUAAACAAUUUUUAAUACCAUUUUGUGUUUAUAUUAUUGUGCUAACAUAUUAUGUCAGUUAAUUUUUUUUUAUUAUAGUUGAAGAAUUUACUGAUGCCAAAAUUGAACGUUUCGGUCAAGCAAUGAUAAAUAAAAUACUAGAAGUUAUUAACAGAUAUGCAAUUGAUAACAAGGUUGAUGAUGAUGUGAACACAAAUAAAUCAAUGUAAAUAUUUGUCUUUUAUUUUUUACCAAUAGAAAACUGUUAACUUGGGGGUAGAAAUUAAUGGGAGACAAAGAAAAAGAGUUUAUAAAUAAAGUAAAAGAAAGCGUCAUAUUAAAUAUUGAAGGAAAUAUAAAAAAAAUUGUGGGAAAGAAUGGAUCCUUUUAUUAAAUAUGAUUGGGUAAAGUACCAAAGACUGUGCAAAAAAGUUAAGAGGGCCGUAAGUAACAAGAAGUGUUGCAGGCGUCUUUUCAAACUCAAAUUCAGGUUACUUUAAAGUAUAGACCAAAGUCAGAAAUUAUAACACAAUAUUUUAUUAGUUGUUGAAAAUAACAAACACUUAAUUUAACUUCACAAUUUAAACUUGCAUGAUGGUGCUUUGUAUUUUACAUAAUAGGCGAGGUUAAGAGUUUUAAGUAACUAAAGUCUUCUGUACAUAAGAACAGUGGCUUUUUAUGAUGAUGUGAAAUAUUUGAUUAAGUGUAGUUGGAAAAAGUGGAGAGAAGUGUCUAGUGUUUUAUGUGAUAAAAAGAUUCUAAUGAGGCUUAAAGCUAAGCUCUACACAAAUGUAGUGAGACCGGCUAUGUUGUGUUAUACAGUUCAAAAUGUUGAGCGAAAGACAGAAAAUGAGUGUACCUUAGAUGAGAAUAUUUAGGUGAAUGAGUGGAAUGACGAGAGAAGAUAGGAUAAGAGAUAAGUACAUAAUUGAUAGUUUAGAUGUGGCUUUGAUAGUAAACGAAAUAAGAAAGAAUAGACUUAAAAUUAUUUAGGCAUAUCACAGGGAAAAAGAUAUCUAAAGCAAUAAGAAUUGUAAUGCAAAUAAAUGUAAAAGGAAAGAAAUAGAGAAGAAGACCGGAAAAGAGGUAGCUGUAUGUGAUUGAGAAUGGUAUAAAGAUAGCCGAAGUAUGCAAUGUUGAUGUGGGAAUCUGGUUAAGUGGAAGUUUAGAAUGUGUAUGGUCAACUCCAAAUAGUUGAUAUGAAGGCAAAGAAAAAGAAAAAUAGAAAACUGUCAACUAACUUUGUAUUUUUUUCUAGAAACACAAAUACCAAUGAAUGUGAAAGUCUUUGGGAUGACUGUGAUGAUUCGAUAUUUAGUGAAAUAUGCGAUAUUGAUGAAGCAGGAAAUUCUAAAGAAGAUUUACAAAAAAAUGAUUGUAAUGAUUUAUCAUCGGCAAAUCUUGAUAACACAGCUAAAAGAAAAUAUUGUGCUAUUGAAUCUAAUUGUCCAAAUCAAAAAAAUAUAGAAAAAAACAAAAAAUAUAUGGUUGAAAAAUUAAAACAGAACUCUCUAUUCAGUUAAUAAAAGACUAAAAUGUAUUAUUUAUUAAAAUUCAACAUGUUUAUUAAUAUAUUGCUUUACUAAAAGUUAAUUAAUAAUCAUUAAUAUCAGAAUAUAACAUGCUCGAUUUGAAUUUAUAUGCCUGUUAACUGUAUAAUGAUUUACUAUAUGAUAAUGAAUCAGAUUAUUGCAUAUUAUUAUUUUAAUAAAAUUGCACUCU
Molecule: messenger RNA, 7906 nt
Organism: Cinara cedri
Lineage: Eukaryota; Metazoa; Arthropoda; Insecta; Hemiptera; Aphididae
Source: the annotation of a GenBank genome assembly